This is a messenger RNA of Lampris incognitus (smalleye Pacific opah), 659 nucleotides long. RefSeq names its product complement factor H-related protein 2-like. The transcript is spliced from 3 exons. The record is from RefSeq and is a predicted model, not a curated record. Lineage: Eukaryota; Metazoa; Chordata; Actinopteri; Lampriformes; Lampridae. Bases 7 to 483 code for a protein of 158 amino acids.
ACUAACAUGCAAUUGUAUUUUGCUCUUCUUGUUUUCACCCUCUGGGUGAAUAUCGAUGUUUCUUUAUCACAGGAUGGGAAGAAGACUUUUUUUUACCAUCUCAGUGGAGAGCCGAUAAAUUGUGGCGCACCACCACACCUUGAAAAUGGAGACAUUCUCGGCUCUCUGAAAAAACAAUACAACCACGGUGAGAGGGUCGAAUACGCUUGUAAGAGAUUCUAUACCAUCAGUGGUCUGACUUACAAAUCCUGUAUGAAUGGCCAAUGGACUGGAGAAUCUAAAUGUCUCAAACCCUGCACCAUGGAAAUGGUCAUGAUGACGACAAAUAACAUUGCAUUCAAAUAUGUCAACACAGACAAACUGUAUUUAUCGCACAAUGAUGCAACUGAAUUUGCCUGCACUGCUGCAACUAGACCAGAUGGUACGCUGGCCAUGCGUCAGGCGUGUGUCGAUGGUGUGAUUCUCUUACCUCGUUGCCAGUAAAAGCUUUGGAUAACCAGAGGAGAUGACUGUGGGCUGGAUGGAAAAACCUGCAAAUGGAUAACUAGAUUUACAUUUAAUGUGGUUUACUAAGAUUUAGGGUGGCUACUCUAAUACUGUUAUUCACUGAUCUUCUGUCUUCACCUCAGGGGUGUCAUCGCCUCAGCUUAAAUAAAUCA